CGCAAAUAUGGCUCCACCUUGUCCACCCCUGAACUAUAGCGUACCAAUUCGCUGAGAGACACCCUCCACACCUCAACCCUCUAAGAUCCAGAACCACCGCCGCCACCGAAUCUUCUUCAUACAACAACGUGGUACACACAGUCACAUUAAUUUCCCAAAAUGGUAAUUAACCGCUGACCCAAUCCUUUUUCGGACCCUCCUGACCUCAAAAUAAGCUUCUGGAAGUUAUACGAAUCUUAAUUCCUUGGUGUUGAGUUUCAAUGGCUGAGGCUCAGAGGUCCACUGGGACUGUGAAGUGGUUCAAUGGGCAAAAGGGUUUUGGAUUCAUAGCUCAGGAUGAAGGUGGUGAUGAUCUCUUUGUCCACCAGACGGAGAUUAGGUCCGAAGGGUUUCGGACCCUCCGGGAGGGUCAGCAGGUUGAGUUCACCAUUGAUUCCGGCGAAGAUGGGCGUAGUAAAGCUGUUGAUGUGGUGAGUCUUGGUAGAUCUUAUCGCUCUGGUGGCGGUAGGGGUGGGGCCGGCAUGCGCGUUGGUGGAGGCGGUGGUGGGAGGGGAUAUUAUGGCAGGUAUGAUGGCGAUUAUGGGGGUGGUGGUCGGGCAAGAGGUGGGAGGUUCGGUGGCGGCUAUGGGGGUGGUGGUGAGGGGGUCGAGUGUUAUAAUUGUGGGCGAAUGGGUCACUUAGCAAGAGAUUGCUACAGAAGCGGUGGUGGUGGUGGAAAUCUGGGAUAUGGCGGUGGCAGUCGUGGCGAGAAUUGGGGAUAUGGUGGUGGUGGGAAUCCAGGAUAUGGCGGUGGCGGUCGUGGUGGGAAAUGGGGAUAUGGUGGUGGCGGGAAUCGGGGAUACGGUGGUGGUGGCGGAGGUGGCAAUGCUGGGGCAUGUUACAACUGUGGGGAAGUAGGGCAUUUUGCGAGGGAUUGUCCUAAUGAAAGAGAAUGAAAAUUGGUGCUUAUUUAUCUAUGGUGCCCAUUUCCUAUUGCUCUACAUGAUGAGUUAUGUGUUUGAUAGUUUGGUGCAUUGUUUUGGGCGGGGGUUGAAAUGAACAGUGCCGAUGAAUCUCAGCUAUUCACUCACCAAUUGUUUCUCUCUGGUCUUAUCUAUUUUACAUGCAUUUGGUCUGCAAAAUUUGGUCGUGCGGGUUAAUUGUUUGCACAAUAUAUAAUUUUUCUUCUUUUCAUUAUUAUUGAUUCCAUUUACUUGUGACCUUACAUGUUCACUAUGGUGACUUGGAAAGUAUAUAUAUAUAUAUAUA
This is a messenger RNA of Ilex paraguariensis (yerba mate), 1248 nucleotides long. The record is from the annotation of a GenBank genome assembly. Lineage: Eukaryota; Viridiplantae; Streptophyta; Magnoliopsida; Aquifoliales; Aquifoliaceae.